Messenger RNA from Mesitornis unicolor (brown roatelo), 2124 nucleotides. It is a transcript of the gene SIM1, whose product is annotated as single-minded family bHLH transcription factor 1. Gene Ontology annotation, biological process: regulation of transcription by RNA polymerase II. The coding region runs from base 1 to 2124 and encodes 707 amino acids. Gene Ontology annotation, molecular function: DNA-binding transcription factor activity, RNA polymerase II-specific; RNA polymerase II transcription regulatory region sequence-specific DNA binding. Lineage: Eukaryota; Metazoa; Chordata; Aves; Mesitornithiformes; Mesitornithidae. The transcript has 10 exons. The record is from RefSeq and is a predicted model, not a curated record.
AUGAGGAGGUGGACGAGGAAAGGGGUAGAAGAGAGGGAAAUGGGCGAACAAGAGAGGCGCAGCGCUCCGGCGGUGAGGAGAGCGGACGAGGGCCGCCGCAGGAUGCCCCCGUUCAAAGAGCCCGGAGGAAAUCGACUUGGAGAAGCCUGGGGCCACUCCAGCCGUACCAGCCCGCUGGAUAAUGUUGGACGGGAACUGGGAUCCCAUCUUUUGCAGACGUUGGACGGUUUCAUAUUUGUCGUGGCUCCGGAUGGCAAGAUCAUGUACAUCUCGGAGACCGCCUCGGUGCACCUGGGCUUGUCGCAGGUAGAGCUGACCGGCAAUAGCAUUUACGAGUACAUCCACCCUGCCGACCACGAUGAGAUGACGGCGGUACUCACGGCCCACCAGCCCUACCACUCGCACUUUGUGCAGGAGUAUGAGAUUGAGAGGUCCUUUUUCCUGCGGAUGAAGUGCGUCCUGGCCAAGAGGAACGCGGGUCUGACCUGCGGGGGUUAUAAGGUCAUUCACUGCAGUGGGUACUUGAAGAUCCGGCAGUACAGCCUGGACAUGUCCCCUUUCGACGGCUGCUACCAAAACGUAGGCUUGGUUGCCGUGGGCCACUCGCUGCCGCCCAGCGCCGUGACGGAGAUCAAGCUCCACAGCAAUAUGUUCAUGUUUCGAGCCAGCCUAGACAUGAAGCUCAUAUUCUUAGAUUCCAGGGUAGCUGAGCUAACCGGUUACGAGCCCCAGGACUUGAUAGAGAAGACCCUUUACCACCACGUCCACGGCUGUGACACCUUCCACCUGCGAUGCGCGCAUCACUUGUGUAAGAGGAUGAUGGAUACUGAAUAUAAAGGACUACAGCUCUCCCUGGAUCAGGUCACUGCUACCAAGCCGGCAUUCUCAUACGCAAAUUCAACUCCAACCAUAACAGAUAAUAGAAAGGGAAGCAAAUCUCGCCUCUCAAGCACAAAGACAAAAUCAAGGACAUCACCAUACCCACAGUAUUCUGGAUUUCACACCGAGAGAUCCGAGUCUGACCAUGAGAGCCAGUGGGGAGGGAGCCCCCUGACCGAUACAGCUUCUCCCCAGCUCCUGGAGCCCGUGGACAGACCGAGCUCCCAGCACCAUGAUGUCUCCUGUGCCUACAGACAGUACUCAGACCGCAGUGCUCUCUGCUAUGGGUUUACACUUGACCACUCCAGGCUGACUGAUGAGAGACAUUUCCAUACUCAGGCCUGUGAAGGAGGCAGAUGUGAAGCUGGCCGAUAUUUCCUUGGCACGCCGCAGCCAGGAAGGGAGAGCUGGUGGAGUUCUCGUUCAGCAUUGCCCCUGACUAAGUCGUCCCCUGAGAGCAGAGAAGUGUAUGAAAACAGCAUGCCCCAUAUAACUUCAGUGCACAGGAUUCAUGGAAGAGGACACUGGGAUGAGGACAGUGUCGUUAGCUCACCCGAUCCUGGCUCUGCCAGUGAAUCAGGUGACCGAUACCGUCCUGAGCAAUAUCAGAGCAGUCCACAUGAGCCCAGCAAAAUUGAAACUCUAAUAAGAGCUACCCAGCAAAUGAUUAAAGAGGAAGAAAACAGACUACAGCUGCGGAAAACGACCCCUGAUCCACUGGUCUCCAUUAAUGGCACAGGGAAGAAGCAUGCUAUCUGUUUUGCAAACUACCCUCAGCAGCAGAUGGCAGGAGAUGUUUGCCGCAUCCCAACAGUUGCCAACACUCCUCCCUGUGAGCACAUCCCACAGCGAGAUGGAAAGAUUAUGAGCCCUCAUGAAAAUGACUAUGACAACAGCCCCACAACACUGUCUAGGAUAAGCAGCCCCAGUUCUGACCGAAUAUCAAAAUCUAGCACGGUACUAGCUAAAGACUACCUGCAUUCAGAUAUGUCCCCUCAUCAAACCUCGGGGGAGCACCCAGCAGCCUCUCCAGAUUAUUACAGCUCCCACAGGCAGUACUUUGAUAAGCAUGCUUACACAUUAACUGGAUAUGCCCUGGAGCAUCUAUAUGACACUGAAACCAUUAGAAACUAUUCACUAGGCUGUAAUGGCUCACACUUUGAUGUGACUUCUCACUUAAGGAUGCAGCAAGAUCCAGCACAAGGACACAAGGGUACAUCUGUUAUAAUAACCAAUGGAAGCUGA